CCUCCACCCCGCGCGCCCCUCCAAGUACCUUACAGAUACACGACACAACAUCGCUACCCGUCAACUCACGGCCUCGAACUCCGCAAGCGAAUCAAACCAACACACAGCAACAUGGCCUACAACUUUGUCAGGUCGUACAUCGACACUUUCCGGGAGCGGACCGCCGCCAUCAGCCACACAUCGACCUUCCGCGAGACGGGCCAGAUCACGCCCGAGGAGUUUGUCCUCGCUGGCGACUUCCUCGUCUUCAAGUUCCCCUCAUGGCAGUGGGCGGACGCAUCAUCGCCUGCGAAGCGCGUAUCGUACCUGCCCGAAGGAAAGCAGUUCCUGGUAACGCGCGGCGUGCCCUGCCACCGACGGCUCGACGACAACUUUGCGGGAGAGGCGGGCCAAGAUGAGACCAUAGUAAGGGACGGCUUCACUGCUGGGGAAGGCGCGACCGACGACGACGGCUGGCUAAGGACCGGAGGCAUGGCCGCAAGUCAGGAGGCCAAGGUGCGCGACGUGCGGACGGUCGACGAGAGCGGCAACCUGGGCGCGGCAGAGGAGGACGACGAGAUACCCGACAUGGAGGAUAUUGAAGACGACGAGGAGGCGAUCAUAAGAGACCCCAAAGCCGACUCAAAUACCAAGGCGCCCCUCCGUACAUACACCCUCUACAUCACAUACUCCGCCCACUACCGAACACCACGGUUAUACCUCUCAGGUUACGGCUCCACGUCCGUCCCGCUUAAACCACAAGAGAUGAUGGAGGACAUCGUCGGAGAUUACAAGGACAAGACUGUCACCAUCGAGGACUUCCCUUUCUUCGAGAACCCUCUCAAGACCGCCUCCGUACACCCCUGCAAACAUGCAUCCGUCAUGAAAGUGCUCCUCGACCGCGCCGACGCUGCUCUGAAGCUGCGCCUCGCCAAGCUCAAAGCCGGCAAGGACGUCAGCAAGCUCGACAGCGGCAUGGAAGCGCUAGUCGAUGAUACACGGUUGCUCAAGCUCACUGAGCAAGCGAAGAACAAGGAUGGCGAUGAGGGCAAGGACGACUGGGAGGUUCUUAGCGAGGGUGGUGACGACGAGGUAGCUAUCCGUGUGGACCAGUAUCUUGUCGUCUUCCUGAAGUUCAUGGCCAGUGUAACCCCGGGCAUAGAACAUGAUUUCACCAUGGGUGUCUAAUCAUAGACACGUCUUCUGGGUAACUAGUCCGGCGCUUGAAGAUUGGCGGCAUUGUCAUGGGAUUAUUACUUAACUCAGCGGGCGCGAACAUCAUUUGGUUAGGGGGGCUAUAGGCUUUGGGAUCACCACGGAUUCAAUUAGAAAUAUACCAGUUGUCUCGUUCAGGAUUU
Molecule: messenger RNA, 1337 nt
Organism: Alternaria rosae
Lineage: Eukaryota; Fungi; Ascomycota; Dothideomycetes; Pleosporales; Pleosporaceae
Product: autophagocytosis protein
Exons: 3
Coding region: 112-1167 (351 amino acids)
Biological process (GO): autophagosome assembly; autophagy of mitochondrion; nucleophagy
Cellular component (GO): cytoplasmic ubiquitin ligase complex; cytosol
Molecular function (GO): Atg8-family ligase activity
Source: RefSeq, a predicted model, not a curated record